Molecule: messenger RNA, 466 nt
Organism: Cavia porcellus (domestic guinea pig)
Lineage: Eukaryota; Metazoa; Chordata; Mammalia; Rodentia; Caviidae
Gene: Rpl39
Product: ribosomal protein L39
Exons: 3
Coding region: 193-348 (51 amino acids)
Biological process (GO): translation
Cellular component (GO): ribosome; cytosolic large ribosomal subunit
Molecular function (GO): structural constituent of ribosome
Source: RefSeq, a predicted model, not a curated record
CCACCCCGGGGCGCAGGCGCAAGGGAAACGAGGUAAAAGGAUUAGGGGCUCCCCAGGCUGCAGCCCGCGCCGGGCGUCACCGCCUAAACUCCGCCUCUCUGCGGCGCCUUCUAAAUGCGUGCUUCCGCCUACUUUCCCCCUCUUCUGCUCGCGUCCGCCAUCGAGUGCGUGCUCUAACCUUCAAGUCAAAUCAUGUCUUCUCACAAGACUUUCAGGAUCAAACGAUUCUUGGCCAAGAAGCAAAAGCAAAAUCGUCCCAUUCCUCAGUGGAUUCGGAUGAAGACUGGUAAUAAAAUCAGGUACAACUCCAAGAGGAGACACUGGAGGAGGACCAAGCUGGGACUAUAAGGAAUUGCACGUGAGCUUCAGCAAAUUUAGCCAUCGGAGGUCUCAAGAUAUUUUUCACUAGUGAUUACAAUGUGAUAAGCACUAAUGGGUCAACAAUAAAUAUUGGAAACCUUUUGAA